AUGGCUGGUCGCUGGUUAAUGAAACCUCUCAUCCGUGAUCCAUUUUUUGCCUCAUCAUUGAGAGAGGCCAGAAAACUUUAUGAUGAGCUUGAUCAUGCUCUUAUGAUGCCACAGUAUUGGCAUGGAAAAAGCCUUACUGAUAGCCAUAAAUUUGGCCAAGGAUGUCCAGAGAUUGUUGAUAAUGAGAAAGAAUUCAAAGUUAAGAUGGAUGUUUCUCAUUUUACUCCUGAGGAAUUGAAAGUCAGUAUCAAAAAUAAGUGUCUUCAGGUUGAGGCAGAGCACGAGGAAAAGUCUGAUGAAUAUGGAACAAUCAAGAGAAGUUUUGUUCGUAGAUAUUCUCUUCCACCUGGUAUCAAGGAGGAAAAUGUUACUAGUGAACUUAACAAAGAUGGAAUCCUUACCAUUGGAGGUGCAAAGAUGGAAAUUGAGGAAGAUAAAACCAAAGAAGUUCCAAUUAAAUUAAAAUAA
This is a messenger RNA of Strongyloides ratti, 468 nucleotides long. Its product is annotated as Protein lethal(2)essential for life. Gene Ontology annotation, biological process: response to heat; protein refolding. The coding region runs from base 1 to 468 and encodes 155 amino acids. The transcript has 2 exons. NCBI's taxonomy places the organism in Eukaryota, Metazoa, Nematoda, Chromadorea, Rhabditida, Strongyloididae. Gene Ontology annotation, molecular function: protein folding chaperone. The record is from RefSeq and is a predicted model, not a curated record.